Molecule: messenger RNA, 471 nt
Organism: Lodderomyces oxycetoniae
Lineage: Eukaryota; Fungi; Ascomycota; Pichiomycetes; Serinales; Debaryomycetaceae
Gene: DAP1
Product: Dap1p
Exons: 1
Coding region: 1-471 (156 amino acids)
Cellular component (GO): membrane; endoplasmic reticulum; endomembrane system
Source: RefSeq, a predicted model, not a curated record
AUGAUAACUACAAUUAUAGUAGUCUUGAUCGUUUUAUAUUUUGUAAAAAACAUCUACACCGAAUUUGUAGCCAAUAACUCGAAUCCUUUAGCUGCUGGUGAUAAUGAUAAAGACAAGUCAAUUGUACAAGGAAAAUUUACUCCAAAAACUUUAGCUAAAUACAAUGGGAAAGAUGACCCUAAGAUCUUUAUUGCUGUUAAAAAUAGAGUUUUCGACGUAACUCAAGGUGCUGCUUUUUACGGACCAGGUGGUCCGUACGAGAAUUUCGCCGGAAGAGAUGCAUCAAGAGGAUUGGCUUUAAACUCUUUUGAUCCAGCCGUUUUAACUCCAAUAGACCAACCAAUUGACGAUUUAAAGAACUUGACUAAAUUAGAAUUAGAAUCGUUGGAGAGUUGGGAUGAACAUUUUGAAAAUAGAUACAAAAUUGUGGGAACUCUCCAUGAAAAUGGUACAGUGAAAGAAGAAGAUUAA